AUGGAGAUUAACGUCCAAGACACGGUCAAGAAAGCUGCUGCAGCGUCCUUUGGUGCGCUUCUCACGUCGCUUUUUGUCACGCCAUUGGACGUAGUUAAAGUACGUAUUCAGUCCCAGAUCCAGACGUUUCCAUGUCCAUCCACGACGCUCGCUGAUUUACGUGUGACACACUCAAGUGUCGGUACGUCGGUUGCAACUGUCAUUGAACAUUGUCGCUGUCGUAGUCGCUGCGUUUGCAAUCGUUGCAUCACUCGUCCAUUGGAUUCCCAGUUUCAGACUUUACGACGUGGAGGAAAUGCUCCAUUAGCCAUGCGGAUGUCGUGCUCUCGGACCGUAACACCUCCUUUGCUUCACGGCACAUUUCAUACAUUACGUCAUAUAUUUCAAACGGAAGGACUUAAAGGACUAUUUGCAGGUUUAUCUCCUGCUAUGGCCAUUGCAGUUCCAUCUACUGUAUUGUAUUAUAUGUCGUAUGAUUUAUUAUUACAUGAGGGAUAUCAAAAAUUGCCACAAGUAGAAGGUUUUGUGCCAUUAAUGGCAGGUACGACAGCUAGAAUUGUUGCAGCUUCGACGACAUCACCUAUUGAACUAAUUAGGACGAGGAUGCAGAGUGAGAAUGCAGGAACAAGUAUGUUGAUGACGUUUCAACAAGCAGUGAAGCGUGGAGGUUAUGUGUCAUUGUUGAAUGGAUUGGGAGCUACAUUGGCACGUGAUGUACCAUUUUCAGCCAUUUAUUGGACAUCCUAUGAGAAUCUUCAGAGAAGAUUAAAUACAACGGAGUAUGAACUUACAAGGACGCAGAGAGCAUUUGUAUGCGGUGCAGUAUCUGGAGCUAUUGCUGCAACGGUAACGACUCCAUUUGAUGUGGUCAAGACGCUACAGCAAGUGUCCAUGACGACACAAGAAUCACAGGCGUCCGGGGUACAGGUGUUUCGACAGGUGGUGGCUAGCAAGGGUUUAAGUGGAGCGUUUACGGGACUUGGUGCACGUCUUGCGCGGGUAGCACCAUCCUGCGCCAUUAUGAUUUCGUGCUAUGAGCUUGGAAAGGAGAAACUCUGUAUUGCAUGA
Peronospora farinosa is the source of this 1068-nucleotide messenger RNA. NCBI's taxonomy places the organism in Eukaryota, Oomycota, Peronosporomycetes, Peronosporales, Peronosporaceae. The record is from the annotation of a GenBank genome assembly.